AUGAUGCCUGGCCUCAAGACCAUCAUCGCCCUCUCCUUUGUUCUCGCUAUCGGCUUCCUGCUUGUCAUUCUCUCCGCAGCGCUAUGGCACAACUACCUACCGCUCCUCGUGGUUGCGACAUACGUCAUUGCGCCAAUACCGAACUGGAUAUGUAGCCGGUGUGCAAGCUCAGAUGACUUUAUGGAAAGCUCCAGCAGUGGGGUGGUGGACUUUGGGCGAUGGUUCACUGGCUUCUUGGUGGUGAUGGGAAUCGCCCUCCCAGCGGUAUUAGCCCAUAGCGGCGCAAUCCAGGUUCCAGCAAUGAUCAUGUCAAUCUUGGGCGGCUUGUUAAUAUACGGAACCAUCAUCAGCUUUUCGAUGUUCUUCCAAGAAACAGAAGAGUUUUAG
Molecule: messenger RNA, 387 nt
Organism: Arthroderma uncinatum
Lineage: Eukaryota; Fungi; Ascomycota; Eurotiomycetes; Onygenales; Arthrodermataceae
Product: vacuolar protein sorting 55 superfamily protein
Exons: 3
Coding region: 1-387 (128 amino acids)
Biological process (GO): late endosome to vacuole transport via multivesicular body sorting pathway
Cellular component (GO): endosome; Vps55/Vps68 complex
Source: RefSeq, a predicted model, not a curated record